AUGAUCAGGUUCCAUGAGAGUUUUCUAGAACUAGCAGGGAUACAGUCAUCCAGUGCUAUGUUCCAAGCAACCCAACAACAUGCUGGCUUAAAACAGGCAACAUCUGAAUAUCGUGUUCGAUACUCAUUACGGGAACUUGAAGAUUUGCCUAAGAAGAAGAACGACUUUCUCAAAGCCUGGAAACUUGUCAAAGAUCUUCCACCUUCCAACCCCAAUUCAUUUUGGUCCAUUGCAUCUUAUCAUGGCAUGCCGUUUAAAGACAGAAUGGUAGAACCUAAAGAUCUCCAAAGUCCUACUGAAGCCUGGAGUGGUUACUGUCAGCAUUCGAAUGUUCUGUUUCCAACAUGGCAUCGCUUUUAUUGUCUACGGAUGGAGCAAGCCUUACAGACUGUUCUACCGGAUGGUGAUGUUGCCCUACAUUACUGGGACACCACAUCUGAAGGAAGCAGGAAGGAAGGUCUUCCCCCUAUACUAGUACAGCCAACAGUAACAAUUGAUGGUGAUCCGAGUAUACCUAAUCCUUUACUUGACUUCAAAUUUCCACGAGAGAUAGAGGCAGAUCCUGAUAAAUUUUACGUUAAACCUGAGGGUUAUACGACAAUGCGAUAUCCAUUCUCGGGCAUAGUUAACCCUGAAGAAGCUAAGGCGGUUUCUGAAGCCCAUAAUACCAAGAUACGCGAGAUGAAUGUACAACCCACUGAGCUUCUUCAAGAGAACGUUAUAUACUUCAUCAACAAUGGAAGAUAUCCAGGGAAAGGAUAUAACAGCGUCUAUUCUCAGUUCAAAGAUUGUCUGGACACAGACGAUUAUAAUAAUUUCUCUAACACCACCUCGGUAGAUCAUGGUGAUUCAUGCUUAGAACAACCACAUAAUGACAUACAUUUAUCAAUUGGCGGUUUCACCAAUCCAGAAAAUCCUGGUGAAUAUUUUGGAUUAAUUCAGGGGUCCAAUGGCGAAAUGGGUGCCAAUGAAGUUGCUGCUUUUGAUCCGAUAUUUUUCUCUCAUCACAGUAAUAUCGAUCGUGUAUUUUGGAUCUGGCAGAGAAAAUGGGAUAAACAGCAUGAGUUAACUAUCAGGCCUGAAAUACCCGAACCUGGUCACAACACCGGAACGUCAACAAAAGGUCAAGGACCAACACCAAAUCAAACUCCUGAUCAAGAAUUAAACAUGGAUACGAUUCUGUAUCCGUUCCAAGACGAAUAUGGCGUUCCCAGAACCAGUAACGAUUGUGUGGAUAUUGAAGGUCAACUUGGAUAUACCUACUCUAGAGGUUCAUUAGAAGACGCCAUUAUACCAUCCAUUGCAUCACGGCUAUAUACACGAGUCGUUGAGAAACUAGAAGAGAUUGAAAUCGAGCUGAGACAGAAGAGUCGUGUAACUUCAAAUCAACCGCUGAGAGCUGUAUUUGAUUUGUCUAAACUUGUUGCUAAAUAUCCUCUAUGGGGUAAUUUUCUUCUUUUAAAACCAUCAGAUUCGAAGGUUAUUCAUUUUGCCGAUAGAAAAUGGAAGAGAUUCUUCACUUUCAAGAUUUCUAAUUUAGAUAAAGAUGCUUAUCCUGGCUCAUUUCUUGUUAGAACAUACGCGAAGAAGGCAGAUAAGCUGAUAUUUUUAGGACAUCGAGGUGUUCUCGACCGAUGGGAAAGAAAGCUAUGUUCUAAUUGUCAAAAUCGCAGAUUUGCUUCAUUGGGUUUCCGUUUAGCUGUAGACACUCCUGUCGAUCCGAAUCAUAUCGUGGCACACCUUGUGUCUAAAGAUCCUCUGACAGGGACAGAAGUCGUAACUGACCUGGGUGUCAAAUAUGAACCUGAGGCUGCUCAAUCAAAAUCUCAAAUUCAACCUACAUUUCAAAUAGCUAUAAGAUUUGAUGAGGUCAAAGAUUAAGAUGUUUGUUAUCACUUUGAUAACUCAAUUGUUUUUGCUUGUUCAUGUAAUCUUUUUAUCUCAUGCUUUUUUGUCUUAUACUAUAGACUAUUAUAUUAUAAGUUUUUUAUUUCACGCUUAUUUUUUUUAAUACUUAUGUGCUUUAUUUUUUUAUUUCAUGACUUUACAAAUAUUAAAAGAGAACUUUUAUUUCUAUAUUAUUUAAUGUAUUGAACACCAUUUUAUCAGUGGUAUUUCUGUAUCCCUCUACAAUUGAUUAUUGAGCACUAUUUUAACAGUGGCAUUUCUAUAUCGCACUACAAUUGAUGUAUUGAGCACUAUUUUAACAGUGAAAAUAUUUUAUUAUAUAAUCAAUUUAUAUUAUCUGAAAUAAAUAACACAUGCUAAA
Lottia gigantea (owl limpet) is the source of this 2269-nucleotide messenger RNA. RefSeq lists its product as hypothetical. The record is from RefSeq and is a predicted model, not a curated record. The transcript is spliced from 3 exons. NCBI's taxonomy places the organism in Eukaryota, Metazoa, Mollusca, Gastropoda, Lottiidae. Gene Ontology annotation, molecular function: oxidoreductase activity. The coding region runs from base 1 to 1881 and encodes 626 amino acids.